Messenger RNA from Colossoma macropomum (tambaqui), 3431 nucleotides. It is a transcript of the gene klf10, whose product is annotated as Kruppel-like factor 10. Gene Ontology annotation, molecular function: DNA-binding transcription factor activity, RNA polymerase II-specific; RNA polymerase II cis-regulatory region sequence-specific DNA binding. Gene Ontology annotation, biological process: regulation of transcription by RNA polymerase II. The record is from RefSeq and is a predicted model, not a curated record. The transcript is spliced from 4 exons. Lineage: Eukaryota; Metazoa; Chordata; Actinopteri; Characiformes; Serrasalmidae. Bases 462 to 1622 code for a protein of 386 amino acids.
GUGUUUAAUGAGCGGCGGUUUUGAGCCUCUUGGGCAGGCAGGGACUCUAAAUAUGGCUUAUUGUUCAAAAAAACGUUGUUUGAUGCUCGCUAAGAUACUCGCAGUCGUGUUUAGGCACGAAUCCAAGGAUGUGGUGAAGUAGCUUGCCAGUUGGCAGAACUGUUGGUAUUUCUCCCGCCCGUUUUCCGAUUGGCCAGUAGUUAAGUCCCUCAAGCAGUUCAGCCGUUUUAGAACGCUUCGGGGACCAAUCAGGGCGCAGGAAGGGCGGGUCUGGCCGGAAUACGGGUGGGGAAAAAAGUCGCUUGGCUGCUGUGUAUAAAGUAGGUGAAGGGUCAGGCUCAGUGUUCAGCGUGGAUUGAGAGCCAGAUCUGCCGUGUGAGGCUGUGGAACAAAGCCCAGAGCAUUUGAGGGAUCCACCUGAGACUUUAGGAGACCUGCAGGCUGUAGAAGCUCUCGUUUCCAUGAAGAGCAAAUGGAAGGAUAGAAGUUUUUGGCAUAAGGAGCUCCGCCCACUUACGCCGUCCUCCGACUCCUGGGAAGAGUCCGUCUGCGCAGGCCCAGCUGAUUUCCAGGAGUCUGCUUUGGCACUUCAGUGCAUGACCCCACCCUAUAGCCCUCCAGCUACUGAACUGGUUCAGAGUGACACACUGGAGGGUUUGGAUAACAGCGCUUCACUCUGCUCCCCACAGCAACAGGGUAGGACCAUCAGUGUGAUCCGUCACACUUCUGACCCGCUGCCAUGUCCCGCUGGAGAAAAAGACGAACAGGCCUGCACCCUUAAACCCGCGCCAAGCCCUCUCAGCCCCACCCAGAGCCGCUUGAGUGUCCAGCCUGGCACAGACACGGGGGUGAAUCAUGAUCCUCCAGGCUCGGGUACCCCCACCCUGCCAACUCCCCCAGUAGCUCCGCCCACUGUAACUCUAGCCACCCCUGGUGUUCCUACAGCUAGCAUGUCUUCAGUAGCGCUAUUCCAGAUCCUUCCACUCACGCCCUCUGCGAACUCGACGGUCAGCGCCCCACCUGCGCCCACAGCUAAUCCACCGAACGUCUGUCCAGGAUCAGCAGUUUUAGUGUGCGGUCCUGUAGUGGGCACUCAGACUCCCUCCGGCCCCAUCAUGGUGCUGGUGCCCCAGCCAGCUCCACUCACGCAGCAUGUGGUGGUAACCGCCACUGGGUCAAAGUUCACCUCCAUUGCCCCUGCACCAGGCCACUUGCCUGCCGUGCCAAAGACUGCGACCCAGCCUGAGCCGCCACGAGUUCGCUGUCACGUCUGCACCCACCCCAACUGCGGAAAGACCUACUUCAAAAGCUCGCAUCUCAAAGCGCACCUGAGGACACACACAGGCGAGAAGCCGUUUACGUGCCAGUGGGACGGCUGCGGGAGGCGUUUUUCUCGCUCAGACGAACUGUCCCGCCACAGACGCUCUCACACAGGCGAGAAACGCUUCUCCUGUCCCGUGUGCCACAGCCGCUUCAUGCGCAGCGACCACUUGUCAAAACACGCCCGCCGCCAUCUAAUGACCAGGAGGCCUCCGGCCUGGCAGACGGAAAUCAGCCGGCUCCACAGCAUCACCAACGGGGGGCGCAUUCUCCUCCCCCUCAGCCCCAAACCAGGGAGCUGAGGGCCGGACUCAGAACCGAGAAGGUUCACACAGAACUUUAAAGCAUGGAAGAUCAAUUCCGAGCGCUGAAAUUUUAAACUGCACAUACGUGACGUACACAGGGACAUCAGAUCAAACGCUAUGCCAAAUCAUUUUUUACCAUUUAACUGACUAGUUUGGGAUAAUUUUUCUGAAAUGCAAUUUGUGUAGGCAAAUUAAUGUGCAAACUACAUGCUGCUAAGUGCCUUUUUUCACGGGCUUGACUGUAAAAGUCACUACAAAGGUGAUCUGCAGAAGAAAACAUAUAUAAAUAAGUUGCAGUUACACAACCCUGACAUUAGGGGGUGCUGCGGAACUCUCAGCACCUUCACUUUAUGUGUUCCAGACCAGAUCAGCCCUUAAUGUUGGGGAUCUGCAGAUUUUGCCCCCUUGCUUAAGCUGACAGUAGGGUGCAGUCAGCUGCACAGACUGUUAGAAAGUGAUUAAAAACAUAAUGUGGAUUUUAAGGGCAAUUCCACCAAAUAUUAAAAAAUUCUGAAUUGUUUACUCAUUGAGAUAUAAAGAAAGCCAUUAGUUUGAUGUGAAAUGGUUCACUGUAGAAACAUUUACCAGCUCAGAAUUCUUUACAGUGGUGGUGAUAGGAACCCGGGCUCACGAUUUCCAAUAAUGUAAACAUAAGCAUUUUAUUUGCUCUAUAAAAUGGCAAGUGAACCGACACGUCUUCGGAGUUUGUUGGUGAUCAAUCAGAAAAACAAGUUCUGUUUGUGGGCAGGAACGCCCUGCAUAAAAAAUCUGUUUUAGGCUAAAACGGUGUCUCAGACAUGAGGCAGCAUAUUCAAAACCAUUCCGUGUAAUAACUGUCUGUGACGGAGCUUUUAGAGCUGUUAACUUCAUCUGGUUCCCAUCACCACCACUGUGAACAACUCUAACUGGGGCAUUUCACAUAAACAACUCUGAAUGACUUCGUUUGACUGUUUAAUUAAUCAGAAACUUUUUAAAAAAAGGUGGAAUUCUCCCUUAAGACUAAGAGACGUUGCACUAAAAUGUUUGGUAAAUAUAUGUUAGUAAAUAUAUCAUGCCCUGUAGGUCCUGCUUGGUGAAUUCAGUAAUGCUUAAGAAUGUUUAUAUGGGAAAAGAGGCAGAUUUAAACACUGAGAACGUAAUAUAAUGUAAUAUAUUGAGUUGUAUUGUAUGGGAAUUUGGUUUGCUUCUCUCACUACUUCAACUAGAAGCACUUUUUCUCAUGCUACAAACAUUCUAUCAACCACUAACUACUAAGUGCCAUUUGCUUCAUCCACCUGUGAUAUGAGGACAGUGAUUCACACCAAGGGCAGCCUGGAGAUCAUGGUGAAAAAACGUCUGCUAUUGCGGUUGGUCUGAAAGAAAAAGGUAAAAUGGGAGUAAACAGCUGACAGUUCGCACUGUUCUUAUGCAACAGCACAUGUGAAAUGUGGAUUGUUUGAAAUCCAACAUGCAGUUUAGUUCAGUUCACUUAAGUUGAAGCCAGUCUUUUACAAUUGGGUUUUAAGAAGUAUUUAAACACUGAAGACACUUUAUUCCUCAUGGCUGCCUGACCAAAAUUCACAAAUUCUAUUUUUCUAUUUUGUACAAUCUGAGCUGCUUUAUUUUUGUUAUUGCCGAGUGUUUGUUUACAGCCUUUAAUAGUUAUUUGAAAAAAUACUGAAUGUUUAAAAUUGUGUAAUACUGUGGUUGUGAUCAGUAAAUUGUACCAUAGUGCCAUUUCUCACCGGGCUCGUCUUGUUCAGUGAGCAAGUGUUAAAUGAACACGUGUAAACUUGCAUGUAUACGAAAAUAAACUGAGUCACUUCA